This is a messenger RNA of Rhagoletis zephyria (snowberry fruit fly), 573 nucleotides long. Its product is annotated as DC-STAMP domain-containing protein 1-like. Gene Ontology annotation, cellular component: membrane. The record is from RefSeq and is a predicted model, not a curated record. Lineage: Eukaryota; Metazoa; Arthropoda; Insecta; Diptera; Tephritidae.
AUGCCGAAGCGUCCUAAUUUUAAGCGCUACAUGGAAAUCGGCGGAAUUUGUUUGCUGGCUUGGAUUUUUCUCUUUUGUGAGCCUUACGGGUUGCGGCUGCGGCAUAUUGUUAUGCGUCUGUACUAUCCAGUUGAGGCGAAACAGCGAGCCGCUUGGUUGUACAAUGAAAUCCUCUUGAAGCGCAUGACAUUUUUCAAGCUGCUGAGGCGUAAAGCGCGCGCUAAGUUUAAAAACGAGCCCAGAGAGGAUCCCUAUCCGUUUCUGGAUUGGAUUCGAGCAAAGACGAACCGCUGCUUUCUCUGUCGUCUCAUAUUCGGUCAUCGUAAAGGUGACACCUGCAUUCUCUGCGGAUUCCGGCUAAAAGGAGACAAAGUGGAAUGCUCAACUCCCGGCUGCAAGGCGGUUUACUGCCAGAGCUGUUUUGACGAAUCCAGUCAAAUGUGCUGCAUAUGUAGGAAUCCUGUUGAGUACGGUGAUGGCAGCGACAUAACGGAAGAAAAGGACUCCUCCGAUGAUCCGGACGCUGUGCGUCAGCCGCACGAAAGCGAUCAAUACUGCAUUUGGGUACCCUAA